AUGCGAAAGCGCCGCCAGGUUUGAUGCAAGCACGUGACAAUAGUUUUGAUCUCGACAUCAUACACAGACCCAGACCCAAACACACACAAGUCACAACAACAGCAACCACAACAACAACAACAGCAGCAACAUCAAACUCCAGACCGCAGCUGCAUCGACAACAGUCGCUGCCACUCGCAGACUUUUCCACUCGACCUCGUGCCAGCCAGCAAUGGCUCUCAUCCUCAUCCUCUGCGCUAGCACAGACUUCGUUCAGCCAGCAGCGCAGCACACGUGAGCAGCAUCCACAGCUGCGACACCAGCCCAUGUCCUAUCCACAGCCACGCACACACAGUCAGUCCUAUGCCUGCAAUAGCAGCAGCAGCCCCUCCAGUUCCAAUCCCAGACACACUUACCUGAACCCGAGCACCAGUUCAUUUGUUCAUGCGCCCAGAUCAUCGAAUCGCAGCUUGUCGCACUCGCAGUCGCAGUCGCAUCAUGAGCGGGACUUUGAUUGGCUGGCGCAGGCGGAUGCUGUGACGCAUGCAAUACGUAAUAAGAUUAUUGUUGAGGAGGAUGAAGAGGAUAUGUUGAGCACGGAUAGGUUUUAUUGAAGAGAUUUCAAGGCAA
Molecule: messenger RNA, 609 nt
Organism: Drosophila busckii
Lineage: Eukaryota; Metazoa; Arthropoda; Insecta; Diptera; Drosophilidae
Exons: 1
Coding region: 24-593 (189 amino acids)
Source: RefSeq, a predicted model, not a curated record